Molecule: messenger RNA, 6074 nt
Organism: Asparagus officinalis (garden asparagus)
Lineage: Eukaryota; Viridiplantae; Streptophyta; Magnoliopsida; Asparagales; Asparagaceae
Product: eukaryotic translation initiation factor 4G
Exons: 11
Coding region: 234-5528 (1764 amino acids)
Cellular component (GO): eukaryotic translation initiation factor 4F complex
Molecular function (GO): protein binding; mRNA binding; translation initiation factor activity
Source: RefSeq, a predicted model, not a curated record
UCUCUCCUAAUUUUGUUCCUCUCUCAUCACUCUGUUUCUCUCUCUAUCCAUCGCUUCGUCGUUGAUGAUUGAUCGCCGUUCCCAGUCCGCGUGAUUGGGGAAAUAAACGAAACCCUAAUCUGUUAGAUUCCUCUCGGGUAACUAUAUUUCCCACCAAAUUAUCGCCUUCGUUGGCGGUUAUAGGGGGAGGGUUGGAAGAGAGAAAAGCGAGAAGGGGGAAAGGUUAGGUAUUUAUGUCCCAUAAUCAAUCUAGGUUUGAGAAGAGCGACGGCCAGCUGAGGAAAUCCGGCGGUCGAUCCGGCCACGGCAGAGGGUUCUCCGGCGGUGGCGGUGCAGGGAAGGGCGGCGGUAGCGGUGGCGCCGCUCAUCCCCAUCAUCUAUCGUCCUCUUCUAAUCAGCCUUCGUCAUCAAGUAAUCGGAGUUUAAAGAAGUCCGGUAAUGGACAAGGAGGAGGGCAGCCAAGGGUAACUCCUGUGAGCCUGGGCCCCGAUACAUCUGCGAACACUGCCUCCCUGAGAGCUGUGCAGAAUGGUGCUCAUGGUCAAACCCCGCCUCAGGGUCCAUCUGCUUCAUCAAUGCCAAGUGUUCCAAGACCAGAUGAUACAUCUGCUCUGAGGACAUCUCGGGCCCUUCCAAAAGCUCCAUCUUCACGGCCUGCUGUUGGGGUUUCAGAUUCUGCGCCACCAAGCACACCUGUCAAAGGAGAUGGGACAAAACCAUUUGCUCUUCAAUUUGGGACUAUAAGUCCUGGCAUUGUGAAUGGAUUGCAGAUUCCUGCUCGGACCAGUUCAGCACCACCAAAUCUUGACGAACAGAAGCGAGACCAGGCCCGUCGUGAUUCAUUCAGGGCUGUGCCUACACAGCCUAUACCACCUUGCCCUAAUAAGCAGCAGCCACAAAUAGAAAGAAAGGAUGUGCCUGGCAUUAACCUGCCUCCUAGCGGGGAGUCACACCCUCCUUCCCAGGCAAAGAGAGAGGUGCAACAGCAGAUUUCAUCUGCGCCAGUUCCACCACCGCCAAAGUCUGCUGCGCUACCUAUUCCUGGAAUAUCUAUGGCAAUGCCAUUUCAGCAACCCCCAAUUUCCAUGCAGUUUGGUGGCCCGGGCCCACAACAAAUGCCUAUGACUUUGCCCAUAGGAAACGCCCCUCAAGUACCACAACACAUGUUUGUCCAUAAUCUUCAGUCUCAUCCUUUGCCGCCUCAGGCGAUGAUUCACCAGGGACAAGGCUUGGGUUUUGGACCUCAUAUUGGUCACCAACUUGGUCCACAGGGGAACCUUGGAAUUGGUAUUGCUGCGCCACAAUUUGCUCAGCAACAGCAGCCCAGAAAUUUUGCAGGUCCUCGUAAAGCCACUGUAAAAAUUACUCAUCCAGAGACCCAUGAGGAGGUGAGGCUUGAUAAGAGGACAGAUUUGUAUACUGAUGGUGUCUCAUCAGGACAAAGACCAAUUAAUAGUUCAAUGCCGCAAUCUCAGCCUAUUACAUCAUUCACUUCCUCACAUUACUUUCCUCAGAUGCAACCAAAUUCAUAUAAUCCUCCACCAAUCUUCUUCCCUACUAGCACAUCGGUGGCCACUGGUCCUCAACCUUCAAGAUUUAGCUACCCAGCUGGACAGAGCGGGCAAGGAAUUUCAUUCAUGAACCUGUCACUCCACAAUUCUGUGCCAGUAAAGUCAGAACCUUCUCAAGCUACAGCCCCAUCGGCUCCAGUACAAGGGUCAGUUAAGCCAACUGCUGUUCCAAUUGGUCAAAAAGUGGGGGCAACUUCAGUGACUAUUAGCAUGCCUGUUAGCAAGGCUGAACAACCUAAGUUGUUAAAGCCAACUGGGGAAGCGACUGUCAUCCAUCAGCAAAGAGACAGUGAAAUACCAGCAAUGACUGAAAAAUCUUCACAUGGAACUUUAUCAGCUCCAGUUAUUUCUUCUGGGGAUUCCGGAUCUGCUGAAUUAGCGACUGAUGGUAAACAAAGAGAACCUAUUAUAGGAUCAGAUUCCUUGAAGGAUCACCUGGAAAAACCUAGUAAAAAGGAUUUGAGGCCAUCUCAGCCACAGCAAAUAGAUGAUUCAGCCUCUGAAAUUACUAAGACAUUGUCUUCAAUAAAUAUUUCCAAGGAUGGAAGUCACGAAGAUGUAAAUGAACAUAGUGUUAGUACUCAAGCCCAAACUGGUGAACCAGUCGAAAGCAAAGAUAUACCUGCUAGUUCAAGUUCUGAAGUUAUCAAUGGGGAGGAAGCAUCGCAAGUUGUCCUCAUAAGCUGUUCUGGUAGUGGCAGUAUUCCAAUCAAAGAAAAGGUUCCUUCAAAUGCAAGUGGUCCUGAGAUAGAGGAAAACCUAUCUAAAGAUUUGGAAUCUACCGUACUUCAAGGGGAUAAUGCUUCUCUGGAGGACAUAUGGAAUAAAAAGGGGCCAGGAGAGUCACAAAAUGGAAGAUCUGAUGAAGUAUCUGAAGUCUAUGUUCUGGAUAGUAGUACUGCGAAAGUUCAUCCAGUUCCUACCGUCGGAGAAUCUUCUGAGGAUGUAAAGACAGUUGUUUUGGUUAAAAAGGAAGAGACUGGAACAAAUAAUUCAGAAAAACUAACCGACUCUGCAGAUGUUGGAAGGACUUCGAAUACAGUAGAAAUACAGGAUCCUGCAGAAACUUUAGAGCUUACAAAGGCUUCUAGCAGUGAGAAAGGCAUGCUUUCAUCUCCACGUAGAAUUAACAAUGGACUAGAAAAAACUGGUAGUCAUGAUGAAAAAACAGGCAGUCAUGAUGUUACGGAGGUGCCCAAAGAUGGUCGAGCUUCCUCUCUGACAUCUGGCCCCAAGGAUAAGCUCCCUCUUGAGUCCAUUAAGGCAAAGUCUGUUAGUGGAAAAAGGAAGAAAAGAAAAGAGAUAUUAUCAAAGGCUGAUGCUGCUGGAACUUCUGAUCUAUACAACGCAUACAAAGGUCCCAAGGAAAAGCAUGAACUUGCAAUUACUUCACAAAGUGUAGAGACUUCUCUAAGAGUUGAUGGGGGAAAAGUAAAUGCAGAUAGUCCUGAUAAAGAUGCAAUUAUAACUGAGGAACAUGCGCAGAGUAUAGCUGAAGUGGACGACUGGGAAGAUGCGGCAGAUGUCUCAACCCCAGAGGUUAAUGAUGUAAAUAAGCAUCUUGAUGAUGAUGAAAGUGAAUCUAACGGCACAAAGAAGUAUACUAGGGAUUUCCUUUUAACAUUUUCAGAGCAUUGUACUGAUCUUCCUAGUGGAUUUGAGAUCAAAUCAGAUAUAGCUGAUACUUUGAUGAGUGUUCAGCUGGGUAGCUCUUAUGUUGUCAAUCGUGAUGCCUAUCCUAGUCCUGGAAGCAUGACCAAUAGGUCACCGGGAGUUUCUCGAAGUGAUCGUCGAGGGAGUGGCAUGAUGGAUGAAGACAGAUGGACCAAAGGGCCUGGUUCUUUUCCUCUGCGUAUGGAUCUCCCUCAGAAUUUUCGUCCUGUUCAAGGUGUCGCUCCUGGGGUUUUAAGGAAUCCACGUGGUCAGCCACCAAGUCAUUUUGUUCCAAUUUUCCCUAUGCAAUCGCUGGUACCUCAGAGUGGAGCAGGACGCAAUAAUUCUGAUGGAGACAGGUGGCGUCAAAACAAUUCAAGAGGUUUAAUGCCUCCUCCACAGACACCUUUGCAAGUUAUGCACAAAGCUGAGAGGAAGUAUGAAGUAGGUAAAGUAUCCGAUGAGGAACAGGCAAAGCAGAGACAACUUAAAGGAAUUCUAAAUAAGUUAACACCUCAGAACUUUGAGAAACUCUUUCAGCAAGUUAAAGAUGUUAACAUUGACAAUACUGUUACUCUUUCUGGUGUCAUAUCACAAAUAUUUGACAAGGCCUUGAUGGAGCCAACUUUUUGUGGAAUGUAUGCAAACUUCUGCUUCCAUCUUUCUGAUGUAUUGCCUGAUUUCAUGGAGAAUAAUGAGAAAAUUACCUUCAAAAGACUCCUUCUGAACAAGUGUCAGGAGGAAUUUGAAAGAGGUGAAAGAGAGCAGGCUGAAGCAGAUAAAGUUGAGGAGGAAGGUGAGGUCAAGCUUUCUAAUGAAGAGAGAGAAGAAAAAAGAAUCAAGGCACGGAGGCGAAUGCUUGGAAACAUUCGAUUGAUAGGGGAACUAUACAAGAAAAGAAUGCUAACAGAGAGAAUAAUGCAUGAAUGCAUCCAGAAGUUGCUCGGGCAGUAUGAGAACCCUGAUGAGGAAGAUCUUGAAGCCUUGUGCAAAUUAAUGAAUACAAUAGGGGAGCAGAUAGAUCAUGCUAGGGCUAAGAAACAAAUGGAUGGAUAUUUCGACACAUUGGCGAAGUUAUCAACCAAUCAAAAAUUGUCUUCUCGGGUCAGGUUCAUGCUGAGGGAUGUGAUUGAUUUGAGGAAAAAUAGGUGGCAGCAGAGAAGGAAAGUUGAAGGUCCAAAGAAGAUUGAAGAGGUACAUAGAGAUGCAGCGCAAGAACGGCAAUCUCAAACAAGCCGGUUGACUCGUGGCCCUGGCAUGAGUUCUGCUUCAAGAAGAGGGCCUCCUGUUGAUUACAGUCCUCGAGGAUCCUCAGUAUUACCCCAAGCUGGUGGUAUCCGUGGAUUACCUACUCAAAGUCGUGGUGGUUAUGGUAUGCAGGAUGUUCGCCUAGAGGACCGCCAUCCUCAUGAAAACAGAACAUUGUCAAUUCCACUGACUCAGAGAAAUAUUGACAAUUCAAUUACCCUCGGUCCACAAGGUGGUCUUGCGAAGGGGAUGUCUAUUAGAGGACAGCCAUCAAUAUCAAAUGUUCCUGUGGUUGAUGCUCCGCCAUCAGGUCCAAAUGGUUACAAUGCUACACCAGAAAGAGUACCUUAUAGCCCAAGAGAAGAUGCAAUGUUGAGUUAUGUGCAGGAUAAGUUAUCGGAUAGCCGAGAGUCACGGAUAACAGAUCGUGCUUCUGACAGAUCUGCACCAACUGCUGUACCUGUUGGAAAACCUUUGUCUGAAGAGGUCCUACAGGAAAAGUCAAUAUCAGCAAUAAGGGAAUUCUAUAGUGCCAAGGAUGAGAAAGAGGUGGCUUUGUGCGUAAAAGAGCUUAAUGCUCCCAGUUUCUAUCCUUCAAUGGUGUCACUCUGGGUCACAGAUUCCUUUGAGAGAAAAGACCUGGAGAGAGAUUUGUUGGCUACUCUUCUUGUUAAUCUCUGCAAAUCUCGAGAUAGCUUACUCAGCCAAAACCAGCUCAGUCAAGGGUUUGAGUCUGUACUCUCGUCUUUGGAGGACGCAAUGAACGAUGCUCCAAGAGCAGCUGAGUUCCUCAGCCGCAUCUUUGUCAAAGUGAUAUUGGAGAAUGUUGUUCCUUUAAGAGAUUUAGGGAAGUUAAUUCAUGAAGGCGGCGAAGAGCCUGGACGAUUACUUGAGAUCGGGUUGGCUUCAGAGGUCCUUGGCAGCGUCCUGGAGUUCAUUAAAGUAGAGAAAGGAGAGUCCUUUGUGAAAGAAAUCCUUACCAGCUCCAAACUUCGGUUGGAGGAUUUUAAGCCGCCACAUCCUAUUAAAUCAAAAAAACUAGAUGCAUUUCUUUAGGUGGUAGGAAAUACUCUCUCUCUCUCUCUCUCUCUCUCUCUCUCUCUUUUGGGGGCUCCCGGUAGGUUCUUGUUUUAUAGUAGUUUUUUUUUUUUGUUUUUCAAAUGCCUUGAUAUUCUUUGGCAAGUCUUGAACUCUGGCAGAUGGAAACAUAAGAGGGGAGGUUUCUUAGGCUUAGUACUGUUUUAUUACUUUUUUUGCUGAAGCUAUUCCCGUGGGCAAUGGUAGCUUGAAAUCCAAACUAUUUAUGCUCUACUGAAGCAGAGAUUUAUGGAAGUUACCGCGGUGGUAUUAUACUUGCACAAAAUUCCCCAGGUCGAGCCAAAUCAUUUCCUGAAUUCGCCUGAUUCACCCGGAUCAAUGAGUUUUUUCGGGCCGUCCCGAGCGUUCUCUGGUGGGCCGAAACUGUUGGUUCUAACUAUUCUUUCUUCGUCCAUCGUGCGUGGAAUAAUUUUGAGCCCUCUUAACAGAGGGAGGCUAGCUGAACCAGUUAAUUGUAUGUUUUUUUGGACAAGGGAUUGAUCAUGAAGUAGACCGUUCAUUUCU